CUGAGAAUCAUUUACGGCGUAGAAGUUGAAUCCGAAAACGAUCCCAAUAUUGCCCUGGUAGAAGAGGGUGUUAGAAUCUUGUCAGUAUUAUCCAACGCUGGCGCAUAUCUUGUGGACGCCUUUCCAAUUUUGCAAUAUGUUCCCGCAUGGUUUCCGGGAGCUCAAUUCAAACGCGACGCUGCGAAGUGGAGG
Phanerochaete carnosa HHB-10118-sp is the source of this 192-nucleotide messenger RNA. RefSeq lists its product as uncharacterized. The annotation marks the transcript as partial. Gene Ontology annotation, molecular function: iron ion binding; monooxygenase activity; oxidoreductase activity, acting on paired donors, with incorporation or reduction of molecular oxygen. The record is from RefSeq and is a predicted model, not a curated record. The transcript is spliced from 3 exons. NCBI's taxonomy places the organism in Eukaryota, Fungi, Basidiomycota, Agaricomycetes, Polyporales, Phanerochaetaceae.